Phlebotomus papatasi is the source of this 3227-nucleotide messenger RNA. RefSeq names its product ubiquitin-conjugating enzyme E2 W. Lineage: Eukaryota; Metazoa; Arthropoda; Insecta; Diptera; Psychodidae. The record is from RefSeq and is a predicted model, not a curated record. The coding region runs from base 682 to 1218 and encodes 178 amino acids. The transcript has 6 exons.
AAGAAAGAAAGAGAGCGAGUGAGAAGGACGCCUCACUGGCCGGACGAUCCGCCGAGCAAGACAGUCUCUAGUUGGCGACGAUUCGAGCUAGAUUUAUUUAUCAUCCCGCGCGCUCAGAGAGACUCACCAGAACCCGAGGCAUAGUUAGAGUUUGAGGAAAAAGUAGUCAUUCAAAAUUUCCGCAGACAUUCACUGUGUAGUCAAAGUUAUAUGCCUGGAUCGUGUAUAAGUGCUACGAGGAAAGUCAGUGUGAUGAGGAAAAUAAGACAAGAGUGACUCACUCAAAGAGCCACGAGAAAGAAUAUUGUCUUGUGCCUUUGUGUUCUAAAUGCGUGGAAUUUCUCUCUUUCAUGUUAAAUAUUUCAUUUUAAUUUGCAAAUGAAAGGAAAAGAGAGAAAUUUGCUGCUGCACUCUCAAUUCUUUACCAAUAUUAAUCAUUUCUUUUUUUUUCAAUAUCCAAGAAAAGACACAAUGUUGCCAUAAGAGAUAAAUAAAUGUGCAAAAGUUAGUCUGCGAUCGACCAAGAGAGUUAGUUGAUCCGGAGAAAUGUGCAGAAAGACAUAAAAUUUUGUAAUUGUAUUGGGGUGGAAGAACAAAGUGCUAAACUAGUGAUAAUCAAUCUGCCAGUCAAAAUAGAAGAAAAAAAAACAGUAUAAGAAGAGACGAGAGUCGUCUUGCAAUAUGUUCCGCUUCUCAAAAGCAGAAAGACGGCCACUCGGGCAGAAGGAAUCAAAACCAAACUGUAAUUCGUUAAUUUUAGACAACACACGAUGGGAGAAAAGACUUCAGAAGGAGCUUAUGUCACUCAUCAAGGAGCCACCACCGGGUGUUCGAGUAGAUCCUGAAAGUAUCAGUCAAAAUCUGUCACAGUGGAUUAUUCACAUGCAAGGAGUCGAAGGAACACUCUACGAGGGUGAACACUUCGAGCUCCUUUUCAAAUUUAACAACAAAUACCCUUUCGACUCCCCAGAGGUGACUUUUGUAGGUUCAAAUAUUCCAAUUCAUCCACAUGUGUACUCCAACGGCCACAUUUGCUUAUCAAUUCUCACUGACGACUGGUCACCAGCCCUUUCGGUGCAGUCUGUAUGCUUAAGCAUUUCGUCCAUGCUGAGUAGCUGCCAAGAGAAGAAGCGUCCACCGGACAAUACGCUUUAUGUAAAGACAUGCAAUAAGAAUCCUAAGAAGACUAAAUGGUGGUAUCACGAUGAUUCGGUGUAAUUCGAGAUAUUCCAGAAUCAAAAAUGUAAAUGUUAAUAAAAACAAUGAUGUGAGUGUUAAGAGACGAAAACAAAAUAUAAAUGUAGAAGCAAAUCGGUGUCGAAAAGGCAAUGUGUGUACAAUAAGGGUAAAAUAAGAGAAUGGAAAUGAGUAAAAGGCGAACGCAAAUCUACUUAGGGGAAGUGCUUAUAAUUUUGGACAGUCUGCUUAUAAGCAUCGAAGUUCCAAGUUUGAAGUACGAUAUUUUCUAUACUAAUUGACAUUUCUUGUUACUCUCUUUUCAGAAGGGUUGUUUAGAAAUUUAGCAAGCUAUUUAUCGUCUUAUUUUUAUUAAAAUUAGUUUUAAUACGUUUAAAAAUGAAUUGAUAUGUAGAGGUGACUUUGGCUCUUAUUUUGGACAACUUGUUUAUUAAUUUGUCCAACUUGGCUGUAAAUUUGGACAGCUAAUCCGCCUCAAUAGGAUGCCCAUUGUUCUUCAUUUGAUGAACCAAUCUUACCAAGUCCUCUUCCUGUUCAUGUAAGGGAAACGUAGAAUAUCACAGAAGCCCGGAAACUUUCCAUAUCAUUCAUUAAAGUGAGUUGACUUCGAUACUCCAAGUACGUGCAGAUUCGCUCAUUCCUUGACCUUUCCGGGAGCCUUUCAAGACAUUUCUCGCUACAUCUCUUUCGUAGAGAUGAUGCUCCUUUGUUUCUCCAGGCAUUUGUCCAACCUAGUCAUCACAAAAGCUAAAACUUCACGAAAUUUCGUGAGAAAAACACCUGUCCAAAAUAAGAAUCAUCACCUCACUGGUGAAUGUCUUAAAAAUUUUCCCAUUUUUCACACGAAAAAUAUAAUUCACAAGGCAAAUCUCACUUCAGGUCAAAUGUACAAAUCAUCAGUAACGUGAAUCAACACAAUAUUCAAUGAAUAUUCAAUAAUAUCACUCAAAAACAGCGAACAAACUUUGUUAGUACUUCACCAAAACUAAAUAAGACUGAAGUAAGCCACGAAGUUCUGUCAUAUUUCUCGUAAGCAAUUGCUCACACUGAAUUUUCAACAAAGCAAUUUCAACUCAAAUCAUAUUCAAAAUUUAACGUAUUUAGUGUCAAAAUCUUCCAAAAAGAACAAAUAUUUAGAUAGAAUUCAUUUUUCAUCAAAUAUUGGAAUAAAAAUCCAUCAUUUUAAUCAAUUUAUUUUUAGUGUCCAAUUUUACCCUCAAAGUGUCCAAAUUUAGAAACUGUCCAAAAUUAUGAGCACUUACCCUAUAGUGGAAAAAAAUACCUUAUGUGAAGUGUAAAAAUCGAAGAUUUGCAUUAAAUUAAUUUCAGUUAAAUGAACUACUUAUAAAAAAUAAGAAAAACUUGGAAUAUUGGCACAUUUUAAUGAGCAAUUUAAUAUGCACUUCUUCGAUUUUUUUUUCACUGAUAAAUUGAUUGAUAAUAGCAAAAAUUAAAUUAUUUAAUUUUUUCUUCACAUAAAAAAUCACUGAUGAAAUAUUCUAUUAUUAUGAAACACCUCUUUCUCAACAAUUUUAUUCGUAUAUUGAGGAAAAUUGUCAGAAAUUAUUUCUGAAUUGACAAAAAAAUCGAUUGAUGAAUCAUUUGGUACUUAGUAUUGGAUAAAAAAAAGUAUGAAAUGACACAAAAAAAAUAUUAUGGGUAAUAAGAGAAUUAUUUGAUAAGACGAUUUUUUUUAAUUGGAAUAAAUUGUUGAAAGCACACAAUUUAAUGUAAAUAAACUCUUAAUUUUUCAAGUCACUUUAUCACAUUCCAUGAUCGAGAAUUUUAUUCCCCACCCGCAUUUUUUUAUUUCCUUUUUCCCCCUUCAGUGUCAUUAAUAUAAAUUAAUAAAAUUGUCGUAUCCAUCAGCAAAUGUCGUGUAAUCUGUGAAUUUCCGUAUUAUUAUACGAUACUUGCUGAUGGAAGCGACGUAUUAUGGAUAUUUAAUGUAAUUGAUAAAAUAAAAGAAUUGUGAGAUGAAGACGAAUGAAGAGUUCAGAAGAUGUCCAAUAAAAAGUUUAAAAAAUAAA